AUGAGUGUAUUCAUAUCCUCUCCGUUAGAUAUUCCAGCAAUCUCUCAUUCAAUGAAGGACCUUCAGGACGUUUUGGAUGCACAUGGUUAUCGCGUUGCCUCACUGUUUAUACCUGAUAAGCCAAGUGAUGAAAGCGGAGAAAAAACUGAGUUACAACUUAGCAACCUGCAACAUCCCAUAAACAUCUGCUUUAGUUCAGAAGUCUCUUCUCUCUCUCAAAAACCUGCUAAAGCCUCACUUGAAUAUGAAAAGCUAGUUGAUUUUCUCAAGCACUUGUCGUCAAAUUCGUCGAACGACUUUAGUGUUCUUGCGCAGGCAUUGGUUGCUAGUUUGGAGGUGCAGAUAGGUGAUCUCAUGGCUUAUGAUAGGCCGACCUACAUCUCUCUCGUUGCUGAGGCUCUGGACAUCGUUGAACGGACAAAACCGGAGAAUUCUCACACCUUCGACUCCGAGCUAGUUUCCAUUUACAUCUCCCCAUUCGACAAUGAUUUCCUCCUUGCAUUAACACGCGUUUUAAAGGCUCUUGCGCAUGGGGAGGGAGUUAUUGUUUAUUGUGCCUCGUUACGGCUGAUGCUACCUUUGUUCGUGUUCACAAAGCGCGCUAUUGCUGCUGGUGCUCCACCACAUUCUAUCACGUUUCUGCCUCUCAAAAAAGUCGAUAAAAAGGACUCUUAUGCAUCUUCAACUCAAAUUAUCAUGAAACCUGCCGACUUGGAUAGUGCUGCGAGGGCGAUUGUGAAGGGCGCCUCCUAUCAUGCUGGAACAUCAUCAUGGCGUCCGUCAGUGGUUCUAGUUGAACAAUCUUACGAGAAUGACUUCCAUAAGAGGGUGAAGAAUCUGAUUUCCAGUGCAGUUCACGCAACUGAUGCCCUGAAUGAAAACUCACAUCUUCUCAACUGCUGCGCCAUCCCAUCUUACUUAAAAGAGGAUUUAGACGUGUUUCUUGAAUUGGCUUCGAAAGAUGGUGGAGAAAUCCUUCGUCCUUCGGAUGCUACUGGUCCUGUUUUCAUCUUUGGUCUUACUCCAGCCUCGGCGGUGUUGGACAAGGCCAAGCGUUUUCCACUUGGUCCUUUCACUUUUGUCAUGCCUUUCCGUACAGUGAAAGAAGGCCUUAAACUGGCCAAGUACUUCAGCGAUCGUGAAGUUCGUGUUUUGGGAGCUGGCGAGUACGCAAAUUACAUUCCUAAAUUGGCCACAAUUUGGACAGAGAACUCCAGUCUCUCCCUUCAGGUGCUCGCUAGGCUGUCUGGUUACACAACACUUGGAGUGAAUUCUGACAUUCACCGUCUUUCUGCCUCAUUUUACCUAUCUGAGUGCUCUGCUAGUGUUCCGAAUGUUCAUUUUCCCGGUCUCCCCGUUCCUGUGAAUGAGAUCUUCCGCAAUGUCAAUGCGAAUGCUGCUGCUGAACUGUCUAAGACCAUUGCUUCUACAGAGAAGCUGUUCCAGGCCUGGAGGCAAAUCCCUCUUGAUAGGCGACUCAGGACGUUUACGCCUUGCGAAGACCUAGCUUCUAUCAUCCCCAAAUUAGAACAGCUUAACUGUGACAUCUUGGCUCAGCUUGCUCCAGACUGUACGCAUCUAACUUUUGAUGAGCGGUUGAACUGCGCUUUCAAAAAUGGGCGUCUCUGCCUUCUCACUAAAUGGCAGGAACCUUGUGGAACAGUGAUCAUUGUCCUUAAGUCUGGAGAAUUAUUGCUCGAGCUCAAGGAGCUGAUCCUCUCCUCAAUCGUUCUGGGCAAUGUUGUAGUUCUAGCAGUGCCUAAGUCCGUCACACUCAACGAAGAGGUGCAUGCCUUCUGUGGCACGAUAAACCAGCUUGUUACACAAUGUUGCCCUUCUCUUGGCUUAUUGGGACUCAUUGUUCAAACGAAGCAGUUUGAUGUUUGCCCUAAGGGUAUCUCUUCGGCUCUUUCCAGUCUUGCGGUGUCUGGAGUCAUCUGUAUCUCCGCCCCCGAAGGGGAGUGUGUUACGGCUCGAGUAGAUGUGAAGAGUCUCUGCCACUUUACCUCAGUUUUCUGGUCUCUGGGUGGUGAUCUCUUUGCCAACUAG
Hydatigera taeniaeformis is the source of this 2049-nucleotide messenger RNA. NCBI's taxonomy places the organism in Eukaryota, Metazoa, Platyhelminthes, Cestoda, Cyclophyllidea, Taeniidae. The record is from the annotation of a GenBank genome assembly.